AUGCGCAAUCGAGCGACCACACCGCUCAAGGUGAAGAAAACCUUCCUCGGCGAACUGAGAAUUCGGCAGUCAUGGAGCAAAUAUAAUCUCUACAACCUGUCUCGACUAGCCAAACCCAGGGAGAGAGGGAGGAAUCUCUUCCAGGUGAAAUGGACGGCCAAAUCGAUAGCACGAAACUACCAUGGCGAGCAGGUCCGGGAAAAACAGUGGGUGCGGAUGUUCGAUACACGGAUCCGAUCGGUCAUUCCCAUGGAUGCGAAAUACCUCGCCUCCAAUGAUGGUACCCUCGAAUCGGCUGGGCGAGGGUCGGGACUGGACAGUAGGGAGUCGCUAAGGCGGAAGCCGAAGGCGGAUCCGUCCAUCCCCUACAUGCAGAUGACAUUUGCGCCGCUGGAGAGAAGGCUAGAUACGGCCAUUUUCAGGGCCAUGUUCGCAAGCAGUGCUCGGCAAGCCCGACAGUUUGUGGUGCACGGUGCGGUCAAGGUUAACGGCAAAGAGAUGCGAUAUCCAGGCUAUCUCCUCAAUCCCGGAGACAUGUUCCAUGUGCAGCCAGAAAGAGUCAUGUUUGCCACCGGCGCGCCCAAACCCUCGGCCAAGCUCGAAGCCGCCACCGAAGACGCGGAUGGUGAAGAAAAUACUGCGGAAGAAAAGGAGGGCGACACCGCAGACGAGGAGGUAGUUGAAGAUCAGGCCACAGACGAUGUUGAGGUAGAACGAGAUCCUAGGGAGGUGCUGAAAGAUCUCAAAGCGCAGGCCAAGACCAUUCUCGCCUCCACGAAACAAGAUCUCGGAGCGAAGCGAAAGCAGGACCUGAGGGCGUUUUCGAAGACCAUCCAACGGCUACUGUCCCGGUCAAAGUCUUCUACCAUCUUGACCGACAGCAUAGAGGCGCAAUUUGCAGAGAUACAACAUCAGCUGCAGAUUCGAAGGCAGAACCAGGAAGCCGGCACGUCAUCUCUCCCAUCCGCCCAAGACGAGGCGCGGGCCUCUGCUGAUGAUGGAGUGGAACCCUCGACACCGGCUGAGAAGGGCGAAGCUUCUACAGAAGCUGGCCACGAGGAGAACAGCAUCACGGAUGGCGAGUACAACGAGCUCCUCGCAGCGCUGCAGUCAAUGCACGAGAACCCGGUGGACGACUCAAAGCCGUACGCAACUCCUUGGAUGCCCCGCGACUACAUGAGCGCGUUCGCGUUCAUUCCUCGGUAUCUCGAGGUGAACCACAAGAUCUGUGCAGCAGUGUAUCUGAGACAUCCUGUGGCUAGGCCAGGCUUGGCCGAGGUUCCGAGCCCGUUCUCCGACCUGGUACAAGCCCCUGCCUUUGGAUGGUACUUGAGGCGGAGAUGA
Molecule: messenger RNA, 1344 nt
Organism: Capronia epimyces CBS 606.96
Lineage: Eukaryota; Fungi; Ascomycota; Eurotiomycetes; Chaetothyriales; Herpotrichiellaceae
Exons: 3
Coding region: 1-1344 (447 amino acids)
Biological process (GO): positive regulation of translational fidelity
Cellular component (GO): mitochondrial small ribosomal subunit
Molecular function (GO): structural constituent of ribosome; rRNA binding
Source: RefSeq, a predicted model, not a curated record